Colletotrichum karsti is the source of this 1371-nucleotide messenger RNA. RefSeq names its product polysaccharide deacetylase. The record is from RefSeq and is a predicted model, not a curated record. Gene Ontology annotation, molecular function: chitin binding; hydrolase activity, acting on carbon-nitrogen (but not peptide) bonds. The transcript is spliced from 5 exons. Lineage: Eukaryota; Fungi; Ascomycota; Sordariomycetes; Glomerellales; Glomerellaceae. The coding region runs from base 1 to 1371 and encodes 456 amino acids. Gene Ontology annotation, biological process: carbohydrate metabolic process.
AUGCAUGCGCUACUGUCUCUUGUCCUCUCGGGGGCCGCCAUGGCCGCCACUCUCAACAACAACCCGCUGAGGAAGCGCGCCGAGUGCGGGCCCGGAAUUGGGUCCUGCGCCCCGGGAGCGUGUUGUAGUGACGCCGGCUGGUGUGGAACGACGGAAGAAUAUUGCGGCGGCUCGCAAUGCCAGCUCGAAUACAGCGACUCUUGCGAUACCUUUUUUCCGCCUCCGGGCGCUAGUACGGAGAGCAUUUCCCGACCCCUUGUGGGAUCCGUGCCUUAUGGCUCAAUCAUCACGACUUGUGCCAACCGCGGGGACUUGGCAUUGACCUUUGACGACGGCCCGUACAUCUACACCUCUCAAUUGCUCGACAUCCUCGAGAGCCAGAACGUUACCGCCACCUUCUUCGUCGCGGGUAACAAUAUUGGCAAGAAACCGAUAGAUGAUGAGACCAACCCAUGGCCUGCCAUUCUUCGUCGGAUGUACUCUCUCGGGCAUCACAUCGCAAGCCAUACCUGGACCCACCGCAACUUGAACGAGGUCAACAGCACCAUCCAGAGGACCGAGAUCAUCUACAAUGAGAUGGCUUUCCGAAAUCUGUUUGGCUGGAUCCCGACCUACAUGCGUCCGCCGUUUCUGGAGUGCAACUCCGGCUCUGGCUGCCUGGGGCUGAUGAGGACUCUUGGAUACCAUGUUAUCAACGUCAACGUCGACACCAAGGACUACGAGAAUGACACACCGGAGUUGAUUCAGACUAGCAAGGACCGCUUCUCCAAUGGCGUCUCGACAAACGCGGCCGCCAACAGCUACAUUGAACUCUCCCAUGAUGUCCACUAUCAGACCGUGGUCAACCUGACUCAGUUCAUGAUUGACACCGCCAAGGCGCGUGGCUACCGUCUGGUGACUGUAGGCGAGUGCCUUAAUGAUCCCAAGGAGAACUGGUACCGGUCCGCCGGUGGCGCUCUCACGACCACCGCCACUCGUGCCGCGUCACAAACCAGGCCUCCGGUGACCUCAACUCGAGUCUCGACUUCUUCCGUUCCUACAGCUUCAGGCAACGUAUCACCAGACCAAUCUUGCGGUAGCACCAGCGGUUACACGUGCCUCAACUCCGUGUUCGGGAACUGCUGCUCGUACUAUGGAUUCUGCGGCUCCAGCAUGACAUACUGCGGAACCGGCUGCCAAUCGGGCUUCGGGUCCUGCGCGCCGGCGUCGUCCGACAUCAGCGACACGACCAACGGCCUUUGCGGCAGCGAGUACAAUGCAACUUGCAAGAACAACGGUGAAAAGACGUGCUGUUCUCAAUAUGGCUACUGCGGUAACAGCGACACGCACUGCGGAGCGGGCUGCCAGUCGCUUUUCGGCACCUGCAACUGA